AUGGCAACCACGACUCCUUCUACGCCCGUUGCAACGCCAAAGAAGCGUCACUGGGGUGACAUUGCCACCGUGACUCUGGUCGUCGGCGAAGCCGAAACUACAUUCCAGGUCCAUGAGGCAGAGCUAUUUGAGGCUUCACCAGUCUUCAAGGCCGCUUUCAAUUCGGACUUUAGAGAAAGCUCGGAGCGCAAGAUGAACCUCCCGGAAGAUGACCCUGAUAUCUUCAACCUCAUGGUUGAAUGGCUUUAUAGUCACCGCUACGAUAUUCUGCAACCAACUGGGGAUAAAAUCAGGGACGAAACAAGGUUUAUGGAACCUAUGCGAUUGUACGUUCUUGCCGACAAGUACGGCAUGACCAGCUUGAAGGGUUGCAUUGCCAAUAUCAUCUUCAAGACCUUGAAGCCCGGCAACGUGACGGGACCCAGCAUUGAAACAAUCGCCUAUGCAUACCAAAAUGUUCCCCAGACUUCAGGCAUCCGAAGAUUGUUGGCAGAUCUUUACGCCUGCAACAUCAACUUUGACUGGUACAAGUCGCCAAUAGCCAAGCCGUUGCUUCAGAAGUACCCCGAAUUCGCAACCGACAUCAUCUUGAGUUUUGCUCGGCACACUUCGAGGGAGGGCAUAAAAAACCCAUUCAAGGGUGAGAUGCCCGAGGCGUACAAAGAGUGA
Letharia columbiana is the source of this 669-nucleotide messenger RNA. RefSeq lists its product as uncharacterized. The transcript is spliced from 2 exons. The record is from RefSeq and is a predicted model, not a curated record. Gene Ontology annotation, molecular function: protein binding. The coding region runs from base 1 to 669 and encodes 222 amino acids. Lineage: Eukaryota; Fungi; Ascomycota; Lecanoromycetes; Lecanorales; Parmeliaceae.